AUGCUUCAGGUCUACCUUUUCGAUAUCUUACACGAAAUAGACGUAUUUUCUUCGUGGCCAGGCUACGGACAGUUAUUUAUCAGAAUCUUAUUGGCUCUAUGGUUCCUUGCAGAAAUCCGAAAGCUCAUAUUUAGGGAGCAAAGUGAAGAGCGAGCGGCGUUCAUAGCUCAUAUUGGAGCUGGGUUUUUGGUCUGGUUCGUUUAUCUCCCAGGGCUCGGAGUUAUUGCUUUAUUCAUAUCGCAACUAUGGCGAUUCAAAAUAAUUCUAGGUGCGUUUGCUCUAAGUCCAUUCACUUUGAUCAGGAAGAAUAAGAUUAAAAAAGGAACGGGUUGCCUGUCCGUUUUCUACCUAAGUAAUCCAAACUUUGCACACAUAAACGCGAAAUUACUCCCGUAG
Molecule: messenger RNA, 396 nt
Organism: Strongylus vulgaris
Lineage: Eukaryota; Metazoa; Nematoda; Chromadorea; Rhabditida; Strongylidae
Source: the annotation of a GenBank genome assembly